CGCAGCCCGCGCGAGUCGACGCUUCCCGCCGAAACGAGAUUUGAAUUUCGAACGCGAAAGCCAUUUUGAAUUUUGUAACGCGCGUAUUCAAGUUGUGUCAUUUUUAUUUUAUUUUUAAUUGUGCAUUGGAUACGUUCUGCGUGUGGUGUGAAUGAUGUGAAUAGAAACAGUUGUGUUUAGGAAUAAACUGGACACUAAAUAAAUUCUUUGUGUACCCACAGGAUGGGGAGUUUCGAUUUAAGGAGUUGUCCUUCUAUUUUUAAAAUGGAGACAACGUUAUGGUUAUCAGUAAUAUUAGCAGUCCUCUCAUUAUCAACACCAACGUCCUUCGGCGAGCCGCGCGUGGUCUGCUACUACACCAACUGGUCGGUGUACCGGCCCGGCACGGCGCGGUUCAACCCACAGAACAUCAACCCAUACCUCUGCACGCAUCUCAUCUACGCCUUCGGAGGUUUCACUAAGGACAACACGCUCAAACCGUUUGACAAGUACCAGGAUAUUGAGAAAGGUGGCUAUGCCAAGUUCACUGGGCUGAAGACGUACAACAAGGAGCUGAAGACGAUGCUGGCCAUCGGCGGGUGGAACGAGGGGUCCUCGCGGUUCUCCCCCAUGGUCGGCUCCAGAGAUAGGAGGAAGGAAUUCGUCAGGAAUGCUAUUAAGUUCCUCAGACAAAACCGGUUCGACGGGCUCGAUUUGGACUGGGAGUACCCUUCUUUCCGCGACGGAGGCAAGCCCAAGGACCGAGAGAACUACGCCAAGCUAGUGCGAGAGUUGCGGGAGGAGUUCGAGAGGGAAGCAGAGAAGACCGGCAAGCCUCGCCUGCUGCUCACCAUGGCGGUACCGGCUGGAAUAGAAUACAUACAGAAGGGAUAUGACGUGGAGACUUUGAAUCGGUAUUUGGAUUGGAUGAACCUGUUAACGUAUGACUACCACUCCGCAUUCGAGCCGGCAGUCAACCACCACGCGCCUCUCUACCCGCUCGAGGAACCCAACGAAUACAGUGUUGACACUGAACUUAACAUUGACUACACAAUAAAAUUCUAUCUGGAGAACGGCGCGGAUCGGAACAAACUCGUCCUGGGUAUUCCGACGUACGGACGGUCGUACACGUUGUUCAACGCGGAUGCUGUGGAGAUCGGCUCUCCCGCCGACGGACCAGGAGAGCAGGGAGACGCUACGAAGGAGAAGGGAUACUUGGCUUACUAUGAGAUUUGCGAAUCAGUAAAACCGAAGAAGAGGAAGCGUGAGACGUACUCCGACGAGGAUUCCGAAGAAUACUCUGAGUCAGAAGAAGAGGAGGAGGACGAAGAGUGGACGGUGAUGCACCCCAACCCCAACGCCAUGGGUCCAGUGGCAUACAAAGGCAACCAGUGGGUCGGAUAUGAUGACAUCGAUAUUGUCAAGAAGAAGGCUGAAUAUGUCGCUGAGAAUGGACUUGGAGGUAUUAUGUUCUGGUCAAUCGAUAACGACGACUUCCGCGGCACAUGUCACGGGAAGCCCUACCCACUCAUCGAGGCAGCCAAGGAGGCCUACAUCGUCAAACUAACAUCUACUGAUAACGCCGUAGCUGAGAAACCAUCUUCGAGCUCACGAUCAGGCGGAAGAAGGAAGCAUCGCCCGAAGACAACCAAAACUACCACGACAACCACCACCACAACUACCACACCCAAACCUACCACUACUAAGAGCAACAAGCGCAAAAACGCAUUAACCAGCAGCACUCCCUCGUGGAACAUUAUCACUCCUGAACCACCCACCACGCCAGACCCCGGAUCAGACUUCAAAUGCAAGGACGAAGGUUUUUACCCACAUCCUCGGGACUGCAAGAAGUACUUCUGGUGUUUGGACUCCGGGCCGUCAAACCUUGGCAUUGUUGCUCACCAGUUCACUUGUCCGUCUGGUUUAUACUUCAACAAGGCGGCAGACUCGUGCGACUUCGCCCGCAACGUGCUCUGCAAGCAACCCGCUGCCACCACUAAAGCUCCGACCAAGCCUACCACCAGAACCACUCCUACUACAACCACCACUACCACCACGACGACCAGGAAGCCGUUGAGGAUCAGUACCAGAAACUCAGUAUUGUUUAGGACAACUACUACUACUACAACGACGCCUGAACCUGAGCCAGAGGAAGAGGAAGAAGAACAAACCGGAGAUUCGAUCGAUGAUGCUGAGGACCCCAAGGUUAUUAAGGAGUUGAUUGAUCUCAUUAAGAAAGUUGGUGGUAUCGAACAACUUGAGAAGCAGCUCCAUCUAUCGGAGUCGCCGCAACCUUCAACUUCCGACGGCAUCGUCACAACCACGCCCUCCGCUUUCAACAAGAAGCUGUAUCAGAAGGUGCUUGAGAGGACUAGAGGGAAGAACAAGUUUGGUGCCAACAGCAUACUGGAGAAUGCAAUCCAAAACAGUCGACGAGCGCCACAGAACCAAGGAAUCGAACCCGCUUCUGAUAAAGACAAGUUGUUGAGAAAAGAUCGACCACAAUACACAACGAUCAACCGCCAGCGUCCAUCGACUUCUACUCCCGAACCAGAAGAAGAAGAAGAAGAGGAACUGGACGACGUCCAGACUCCGAAGCCGAGGAUUGUAGAAGCGAUCAGUGGCACCACCACCAAGCAAUACGUCAACAUCAGACGAGCCAGACCGACGUCAGAUACUGCUGAUGAUACUGCUUCCAGAAAUGCUUUGUUUGAAAGACAAGAACCCCUGCCUGCAGUAUCUGAGACGCCCAACUCCUUGGACAUACUCAGCGCGAGGAGAGAGAAUGUUCCAGAAUACGUCACCAUCAGGAGACAACGACCCACCACCGAGGAGACUACCACAGUACAAUAUCAAGGCGCAGAACUUGAAGACGAUAGACAACAAACUGCCUUAGAAAAGGAGAUCUCUUCACAACUCCAAUACACUUCCAUACAGAGAACCCGUUCCACCACCAUCCAACCAUCCGAAGAGCCCACCACUCCCGAACCCACCAUCACAAGGACGCGUCCUACUGUACCCUCUUCGGAGGAACCAAGUAGCCCUGAACCAACCACAGUCCUUGCCGUCCAAAUAUCCUCCCUACUUAACUCAUUGAGCUCAGAAGUUGAUACUGUACCGGAAACCACCGCCGCCCAAGCGACGGAACCUGUGCCCACUACGACAACAACACUUUCUACAACAACAACAACAACUACAACUGUUGCUCCAUCAAGCGCUCCGACACGAAGGACAGUGCUGAGACGUCGAGGACCAUCCUCCACAAGUAGCACGUCAACCACAUCCGCCCCGUCUCCAACGCAGGUGAGUCCAAGGAUUUAUGCAUUCAGACGUCGUCGGCCAUUAGCUAACGUAAACGAAAUAGCGGACUCGGAAGAAUCGGGUUUUACUUCAAGAAGAGUUAGGUCUACUACCCCUGAUAGUAGAGAAGUAGAUGAAACAGAAGAUAGAGAAACUAGGGUUAGGGGUUUUAGAGGUAGGUUCCAAGCUUCAUCAACGACAGUCGAUGAUUCUGUCCCGGCAGCUGCGGCACCCGUAUCUCGAGGUCGCUUAAGACCGCAGAUCAAUGCAGCUGAGAUAGAAUCACUGACUCCGUUAGAUCCUGAACCACAGUUUGUUCCUAGACAAUUUAGUCCUAAAACGGAUAGGCGUUUCCGUAUUAGACCCGUUAGACCAAAUCAAAAUUCAUCAAGACCUCAAAAUGAUCAAGUUUCUGAUAGCGAGCCUGCUGCGGCUACGGAAGUUAGGCGUCCAAGUAUCUUACCGAGAGGACGUAGUCGUUUCACUCUUAAUGCGACCGCUGAAUCCGCUUCACAAGCACCUAUUGGUUCAAAUGUUGGACAGAGACGGCCAACGUUUGCUAGGUUUACUCCACGUCCUUUCACGAGACCAACAAAUGAUGAACCUGAACCGUCAUCCACUCAAAGAAUUGCAGCACGUUUACCUUUUGGAAGAACUAGAUCGACUGCUGCAGCGCCAGUGAUACAAGCAAGGAAGUUACCUUUCCCAUCACGACUAUCUACUACAACAACGACAUUACCAGAAGAGAGCGAGGAAGAACCCGAUAACAAAAACGAUGACAUUUCUUUAUCGGAAACUGCAAUCGAGGAAAAGGAACAUGAUGACGACGAGGACAUUAUAGAAGAUCAGAGGGUUAAUAUAGAAAAAAUCAAGCCUGAUUCUGAUAAUGAUGAAGUACCCACUGAAGCACCUGCGGAUGAUUUGGGCAGAAAGAAAUUUAGAGUGAUUAGACGAAGACCUUCUUCGACUACAUUUGCUGCUGAAAUUGAACCUGCUCCGACUUCACCUGCUCCUCAAAGAAUACGUAAGAUUAUUCGCAAAAAAAUAAAACCCGCUGAAGAUGAACCACAAAUCGUCGCAAAAUCUAUUGGCUCUCUUAAACUUAGCAAAGAUGGGAGUUCUGCGACGAUAUUCAAUUACGGUGAAAAAACUAAAAGUACGAUACCUUUGCCGUCUACCACUCUGCCGCCUACUACGCCAACUACGACAGAACAAGUAACUGAAAACAUAGAAGAUGUUACUGAAGUGCCAACUAUUGAAGCAAAAUUAGUUCCCGAGGCAGAAGAAGAAAAAGUGGAAAUUAUUCAGAGUUCCAAAAAAGAAACGUUAGAAGAGUCCGCGGUAGUUAGGGAAGAAGACGUGGUUAAAGAACAAGAAGAAAGUAAGAUACAAGAAGAAUCUAAAGAGCAAGAAGUGGCUAAAGUCCAAAAAGAAACUAAAGAGGAAAAGGAAAUUGAAAAGCAACAAGAAAAUACACCGCAAAAAGAAAGCGAGGAAGAAGAGGAAAAUGAAGAGCGAAAAGAAAACAACGAACAAGAAGAGACUGAACAACAGUCUGAAGUAGAUGAUAAUAAUAGGAGAAAUACUGAUGAGAACACUGCAGAAAAAGUCGUAGAACAAACAACAACCACCAAAACGGCUCUGGAAGCUAUAUUUGAGUCAGAAGUUGAUCAGCAAACGGAACAAAACGUCGAUAAUUCAGAAACUAAAAACAAAGAAAUAACGACAACAGAGACAUCUGAUACUGAAACCGGUGAUGAUCAAACAGAAACUACAACGGUGAGUACAACGCCUCUUACGUCGCCAACGCCCCGAACAAGGUUACCGUAUAGACCACAAAAGAGACUGUUUACUUCAACAACGCAAUCUUCAAUACCUUCUAGCAGCAGAACAUUUAGUCGCAAAUUUAAUCCUGGAGCAUACACGAGCCCAGCUACUGUUGAACGGGAGCCAUUUAAGCCUUCAUCGGCAAGAAGACCCUUCUCUUCUAAAAUAUUUACCAGAAAACCCUUCACACCCAGAACUACACCCAGACAAGAGGAAGAAGACGAGGAGUACAAUGACGAUGAAGAAUUGUUAGAGGAAGAACCCGAAAACCCAUUCGUUUUUGUUCCACAAACCCAACUGUUUACAAGAAAACCAGACGAUUUUGUCGAAAAUGAAGAAGAAAAUGAGGAAUCUGAAGAAUUGUUGGAUGAAGAGGAAGAUUUAUCUGAAGACGAUGAACCCCAGAAUAGAUUUACUUCUACAACAAGAAAACUGCCUUUCAAACCUAGAGUUGUUAAUUCAAACACUUUUAGAACAUCAACAUCUACGACCGAGAUACCUAGACGAUUCGGUACAUCUCAGAACAGAACCGGAAUAAUUACUAGAUUCAGCAGCAAUAAACCUGGUAAUGGUACGAAAAAACGUGUCCAAAAUGUACCUAAAGGAUAUAAUACUCCAGUAGCUGCAAGGCCUAAAAUAAGCGCACCUGCAUUAAAUGAGACUCAAAAUGAUAUAACGGAAAAGCCUAAAGAAAUCACUACAACUAAUACUCCGUUAACAGAAGGUAUUACGACACAAGACGAUGAUUAUCUUUCGAUGACUGAGGCAAUUACGACUAUGUCUGAUGAAACUAAACCAGGUUCAACGAACACAGUGCAGAGUGAAACAGUAACUAUGCAAAUGGAAAUCGAUACUAGACCAGAUGAUUACUUAGAAAACACAGAAGCUACUACGAAUCUACCGACUACGGAACUAUUAGAAACUAAUCCUCCGCUAGAAACUACAGUUAUACAAACUACACCAAGCACCACUACUACCAUACUAACAACACAAGCACCACCUGAAACUACUAUCACGACAACUCCAACUACCACCACAACUACUACCACCACCACUACUACUACUACCACAACUACGACUACCACUCCACCACCACCAAUUAUCAAAACUCAAUUCGACAAAUUGUUCUCUGUCAGUAGAGUCGUAGAAGUGUCAUCAAAGUUAGACAAACACCGCUUGAAUAAAAACAAUGAAACUACACUCAUUGAAGAAGGACCAAUUAAACUGGAAAAGAAACCAGUCGUUGAUAAAAUUGGUGAAGUCAGCAGGUUCAGUCUCAUUAAAAUAGUUGAGGAUGAAAUACCAAUAUAUUUAACGAAACUCGGGCACGUGUACCCAGUGGAUAAUCCUCCAGACAAUCCGAUUAGAAUUGACGAGGCUAGAAACGCUAGAGCGCUGAACUCUAAAACCUAUCCAGAGCUGCCGAAAGAAAAUUUAGUUGCUUCUGAAAGUAUAAACGAAGCUUAUAGACACGUUAAAGCUGUUUCUGAGCAUCACGUUACCAAAAACCAAGUUGAGCACAUUCCAGGCGAUGAUUUCUUGAGCUAUGUCAACCACGAUAAGAAAGAUAAAAUUCAAGAUGACCCAUUAUUUGCUCAGUGGCAGUUCAUACCUGCUGCAUACGAAACUGAGAAGGCUAAACAGAAUAGGAAAGCCAAAAGUUUUGAAAUAGUAACGCCGAGGUCUAUGCUUACAAAUCCAUCAACUUUACCUCUUGAAGGCCUUUUUAAAACCGAUCAUCCUAUAAUGGCUAGAAAGGCUAGCGAUCCAAACCAACCAUUCAUUGUAUACUCUGCAUCAGUACAAAAUGAAAAAGAAAAUUCAGAUAAUAUGCCACCAACUGUGGUAAAAUCUGAACCCAACCAUAACAUAGUAACAUUUGUAAAAGGCCAGGAAUUUAGUGGAGCACCAUCAUUCGAGGAAACUACUGUGAAAUAUCUUACUAGUAUAUUUCAAGCACCAACAACUGAAAGUACAACAACAACGACUACAACAACAGAAAGUACCAGUCCUUUAAUUGAAUUGUUGACAACACAGAGUACAGCAAAGCCUUCCACGUCUACGACAACAACAACCACAACAACUACAACAGAAGCUACCACAACAGAAAUAACUACAGAAGAAACUACAACAUUUAAACCGUCUCCUCUUGAUGCUAAAAGAAACAAAUUCGCUUUUCCAAAAAGGCCAUUAAUAAAACCAAAUUUGACCAGAACAGCAUCUGCACCACGCGUUGCAAAGAAAAACAACACAGUCUCAGCAAAUGUAACACAAAAAUCAAAUAAGACCUCGACAUUCAACUCGAAAUCUAGGUUUACAGGAAAUAGGGUGCAAAACGUCCCGGUCGAUGUUAGGAAAAAAAUAGGCAAUAUUAAAGCAACCACAAAAAGUUAUACCACAGAAGCACCCAAGACAACAACCGAGAGAAAAUCAUACUUCAAACAAUUAAGGCCGGGUUUUCAGAGGCCGACAUUCGUUCCCAGAAAGAUUACGCCCCCGCAAAGCAAUGGGGAUACUUAAUUCUCAUCCAGAUUAAACUGGAUAGUGAGCGGUACGAACCGGUUCCAACCGGUUUCUCUGGCCAUAAACAAUAAUGAAAUUUGUGAAGUAAAACACGAUUCUGGUGUCUGAAUAUUUUGUAAAUUAAGUAAGUUAUUAAUCAAAUGAGAUUUUAUUUUUUAAUGGCCGAACACACGUAUAUUAUAAAAUAAUCAUUUCUGUAGUCAUAUGUUACGUUUCAUAGCUUUAAUAUAGGUUUACAUGGAAGUUUUUUGUACCAAAAAAUGUAUAUUAUUAAUAUUUUAGUCUGUUUUGGUAUAGCAAAGGCUUCAUCCAACAAAUUGUCGUAGGUUAUCUAGUGUUAUAUUAUUUAAAAUUAUAUUAUGUAUUGUUACCAACAAAUGUAAAUAUAUGAGGUAGGUAAAGGAAUAUUUUGUAACGAAUGGAGUUUUGUAACAAAUGAUUAAAGGAUUGUAAUAAAGUAUUAGUGAUUA
Messenger RNA from Manduca sexta (tobacco hornworm), 8099 nucleotides. RefSeq names its product mucin-5AC (gene Cht6). Gene Ontology annotation, biological process: carbohydrate metabolic process; chitin catabolic process. NCBI's taxonomy places the organism in Eukaryota, Metazoa, Arthropoda, Insecta, Lepidoptera, Sphingidae. The transcript has 19 exons. The coding region runs from base 223 to 7626 and encodes 2467 amino acids. Gene Ontology annotation, molecular function: chitinase activity; chitin binding. Gene Ontology annotation, cellular component: extracellular region. The record is from RefSeq and is a predicted model, not a curated record.